Messenger RNA from Debaryomyces tyrocola, 386 nucleotides. The record is from the annotation of a GenBank genome assembly. NCBI's taxonomy places the organism in Eukaryota, Fungi, Ascomycota, Pichiomycetes, Serinales, Debaryomycetaceae.
AUGCAAUUAUAUCUGUAUUCACGUCAUUACACAUUCAAUAAUCUCAUUUUUAUUACAUGUAGAAAAGGAACCAGAUCAGUAUCAAUAACGAUAUUAAAUUUACAUCCAUACACCCAAACUUCUAACGUGUAAGCAUCAAAAUGAGUAUGUAGGUUAGAUUAGUGCCUGGUUAUCACUACUCAGAUAUCAUGAUCAUUAUCAAACCACCCUCUAAAAACGUAUUAAACGUAGAUACUGAAAACCUUUAUGUAUACUGUAAACCUGAGAACCCACUUUCAUUAAUAAUCAAUAGCGGUAGAAACUAUGUCAGAUUAAACCAUCUUGAGCAAAUUACGGAAAAUGACACAAAAAUUACUAUAGAAGAUCUACAAGCCUCUAUAGACUGA